GCGCCAGGAAGGGUGAACGUCAUUGGAGAGCACACGGACUACAACGAAGGUUUCGUGUUUCCUAUGUGCCUCGAGCUCGGGACGGUAGUCGUGGGAGGACGGGUCCCCAGUGGCCCCUGCAGGUUGUACUCUGCGUCCAAGGACUUGGAGUUCACCUUCGACCUUGACAACGUCAAGGCGAUCGCAGAGGAUGAGAAGGGAGAGUGGACGAGCUACAUCCGAGGUGCGGUCGCGAAAUUCAUGGAGGGCUAUGAAGAGGAAACCAAGACUAAGCUGCCUCCGACGAGUUUCGUGGGCGUGAUCGUUGGUAACAUCCCAUGUGGCGGGGGCGUCAGCAGCUCCGCCUCGCUGGAGGUUGCGGUGAUGACGUUUGUUGAGGAGCUGUUCAACUAUCGGUUUGAGGAGGACAAGAAGGCAAGGUUGUGUCAGGCAGCAGAGCGCGAGUUUGCCGACGUCCCAUGCGGCAUCAUGGACCAGCUGAUCUCCGUCAAGGGCAAGCACGGGAGCGCGCUCUUUGUUGACUGCCGCUCCCUGGAGACAGUCGCGGUCCCAUUGGGGUCAGGGGACAUGAAGGUGCUGGUCACCAACUCCAUGGUGAAGCAUGACCUGCACGGUAGCGAGUAUCCUGCUCGAGUGCGGCAGUGCAAGGAGAGUCUGGAAGCGAUCAAGAAGCACUUCGGGGUGGAGAAGGCGUUCCUGCGUGAUGUGUCGAAAGAGGAGGUGGAGGAGGCGUUCAAGGCCGGGCACAUGAGCGACCUUGCAUACAAGCGCGCCCUCCAUGUCGUGACUGAGAACCAGAGAACGCAGGAGGCCAUGCGAGCCUGCAAGAACAAGGACUGGACGUCCCUCGGGAGGCUGAUGAAUGAGAGUCACGACAGUCUGCGCGACAACUACCAGGUGAGCUGCCCGGAGCUGGACGCGCUCGUGGACAUGGCCCGGAGCAUGGAGGGCGUGCUCGGGUCCCGCAUGACGGGUGCUGGUUUUGGAGGAUGUAUCGUUUCGUUGGUGCGAGAAAGCAGCGUGGACAGAGUUAAGGAGGAGCUGACGAGGGGGUAC
This is a messenger RNA of Guillardia theta CCMP2712, 1056 nucleotides long. RefSeq lists its product as hypothetical. Gene Ontology annotation, biological process: galactose metabolic process; carbohydrate phosphorylation. The transcript has 2 exons. Gene Ontology annotation, cellular component: cytoplasm; cytosol. The annotation marks the transcript as partial. The record is from RefSeq and is a predicted model, not a curated record. Gene Ontology annotation, molecular function: ATP binding; galactokinase activity. NCBI's taxonomy places the organism in Eukaryota, Cryptophyceae, Pyrenomonadales, Geminigeraceae.